Penicillium longicatenatum is the source of this 879-nucleotide messenger RNA. Its product is annotated as putative trimethyllysine dioxygenase TmlH. Gene Ontology annotation, biological process: carnitine biosynthetic process. The transcript has 5 exons. NCBI's taxonomy places the organism in Eukaryota, Fungi, Ascomycota, Eurotiomycetes, Eurotiales, Aspergillaceae. Gene Ontology annotation, molecular function: iron ion binding; trimethyllysine dioxygenase activity. Gene Ontology annotation, cellular component: mitochondrion. Bases 1 to 879 code for a protein of 292 amino acids. The record is from RefSeq and is a predicted model, not a curated record.
AUGCAUGAUGUCGGAGAUACCAAGUACCCCGAGGUAUCAUAUGAAGAGGUGAUGUCCGGAGAUAAAGGUGUAUUAGGUUGGCUUAGCAAAAUUUACUCGAAAGGAUUCUGCUUCAUUAAGGGUGUUCCGGUCAACCCUGAGGCAACAAAGGAACUGAUCGAACGAAUUGCGUUCAUCAGACACACCCAUUAUGGUGGCUUUUGGGACUUCACUGCUGAUCUAACCUUCAAGGAUACGGCAUAUACCAAUGAGUUCCUUGGUGGACACACGGAUAACACCUAUUUCACUGACCCUGCAAGGCUUCAGCUUUUUCAUUUGCUGUCUCACACUGAUGGCAGUGGAGGCGAAAGCUUACUGGUAGAUGCACUUGCGGCUGCUCGCAAAUUGGAAGAGGAGAACUUUGAAGAUUAUCUUUGUUUGGCCACAGAAAGACAUUCAUGGCAUUCGAGCGGCAACGAAGACGUCUGCAUCCAGCCUUCCUUCCGCGCUCCCGUUCUCUCUAUACACCCUGACUUUGAAAGAGUCUAUCAAGUUCGUUGGAAUAAUUAUGACCGCGCGCCAAAGAAUGAUUGGAAAAUCAAGGACCAGACACGUUGGUAUAAGGCAGCUAAACGCUUCAACGAUAUUCUCAAUGAAGAAAGCAGACAAAUUUGGACGCAGUUAGAGCCGGGCACAGCCUUGAUUUUCGACAACUGGAGAAUGUUGCAUGGUCGCUCCGAGUUUACGGGAAAGCGCAGAAUGUGUGGGGGCUACGUGAACAACGACGACUUCGUCUCACGACUCCGACUCUUGAAGUAUGGCCGAGAGAGGGUUUUGAACAAUCUAGGAACCACAAUGCCCAAACUCCACCCAAAUUCUAACAUCUCUGCGAUCUACUAG